This is a messenger RNA of Canis lupus familiaris (dog), 540 nucleotides long. RefSeq names its product nucleophosmin-like. The record is from RefSeq and is a predicted model, not a curated record. The annotation marks the transcript as partial. Lineage: Eukaryota; Metazoa; Chordata; Mammalia; Carnivora; Canidae. Gene Ontology annotation, cellular component: cytoplasm; nucleolus; nucleoplasm. The transcript has a single exon. Gene Ontology annotation, biological process: regulation of centrosome duplication; chromatin remodeling; positive regulation of transcription by RNA polymerase II. Gene Ontology annotation, molecular function: chromatin binding; histone binding; RNA binding.
AUGGAAGAUUCAUUGGACAUGGACAUGAGCCCCUUGAGGCUCCAGAACUAUCUUUUCGGUUGUGAAGUAAAAGCUGACAAAGAUUACCACUUUAAGGUGGAUAAUGAUGAAAAUGAGCACCAGUUAUCUUUAAGAACGGUCAGUUUGGGAGCUGGUGCAAAGGAUAAAUUGCACAUUGUUGAAGCAGAGGCAAUGAAUUAUGAAGGGGGUCCAAUUAAAGUCACACUGGCAACUUUGAAGAUGUCUGUACAGCCAACAGUGUCCCUUGGGGGCUUUGAAAUAACACCACCUGUAGUCUUACAGUUGAAAUGUGGUUCGGGGCCUGUGCAUAUUAGUGGACAGCACUUAGUAGCUGUGGAGGAAGAUGCAGAGUCAAAAGAUGAAAAAGAAGAGGAUAUGAAACUCCUUAGUAUAUCUGGAAAGCAUUCUGCCCCUGGAAGUGGUAGCAUGUUUCCACAGAAAAAAGUAAAACUUGCUGCUAAUGAAGAUGAUGAUGACGACGACGACGACGACGAUGAUGAUGAUUUUGAUGAAUAUAAA